CACAGAAGCAGCAGCAGAAGCUGUUGGAGGAAAAGUUAAUGCUGUGUGAUGAUGUGAAGAUGGAGACCUGCAGGGUUUUAGAUGAAGAAACUAAUGUGGAAGACGCUCCUGUGGACCAACAGGAUGAAGGAUUUCUGAUCAAGGUGGUGAAAAAGGAGGAAUGUGAAGAUGAAGAUCAUCUCUAUGGAGGAACAUCGAGCUGUUUGGAACACGUUCCCUCUGUGGAGCAAAAACCUUCAGAAAUCUUGGAGACGCUUGUAAAAGAAGAACCUAAAGAUGAAGAUUAUCUCUACUGUGAGGAGUGUCGGUCGUUCUUCAUCAACAAGUGUGAGCUUCAUGGUGCAGCUCUCUUCAUCCCUGAUAGCCCUGUACCCAUCGGGGUCUCUGACAGAGCCAGACAGACUCUUCCACCCGCUCUAGAGCUUCAGGAGUCUGAUAUUCCUAAUGCAGCUCUGGGGGUGUUUAAUAAGGGGGAGACGCUUCCAGUGGGGGCACAUUUCGGACCCUACCAGGGAGAACUGGUGGACCGAGAGGAAGCCGUGAACAGUCGAUACUCCUGGGUGAUUUACAGAAGUGAUCAGUGUGAGAAAUACAUCAAUGCAGAAAGAGAGACUCAUGCUAACUGGAUGAGGUAUGUAAACUGUGCCGGUAACGAUGAAGAAAAUAAUCUGGUGGCGUUUCAGUAUCAGGGAGGAAUUUUCUACCGCUGCUGUCGACCCAUAAAAGCAGGACAGGAGCUCUUGGUGUGGUACGAUGAGACGUACGCUAAAGAUCUCAGUACAGCUUUCGAGCAGCUUUGGAAGAAAAAGUGCUCAGCAGAAGAAACCAGAGGAUUCUCCUGCUCCUUGUGUUCGUUGUUCUUUACAUCUCAGACUGAGCUCUCCCAGCACAUGAAGCAUUCUCACCACGAGGAACAGGAGGAGAAUCAGCAGCUACAGGGUGGGAAGAGUUUCACUCAGAACGGUUCUCUCACCAAGCACCAGCUUCCCAGUACAGGAGCAAAACUGUACCAGUGCUCAGAGUGUGGGAAGAGUUUUAAUCAGAAAAGUAACUAUAACAAACACCUGCUGGUCCACAGUGGAGAGAGGCCGUACCAGUGCUCCCAGUGUGGGAAGAGUUUCUAUCGCAACUAUCAUCUCAAACAACACCAGCUCAUCCACACCGGAGAGAAACCAUACCAGUGCUCCCAGUGUGAUAAGACCUUUAAUAGCAAAAGUCAUCUUAAUCUUCACGAGCGCACUCACACAGGAGAGAAACCGUACCAGUGCUCCCAGUGUGGGAAGAAAUUCACUGAGAGUGGAAGUCUCAAGCGACACCAGCUCAUUCACACCAGAGAAAAACCCUAUCACUGCUCAGAAUGUGAAGUUAGUUUUAAUUACAAGUGCACUUUCAAACGGCACCAGUGCAUUCACACUGGAGAGAAACCGUAUCAGUGCUCACAGUGUGGAAAACGAUUUACUGAAAAUAGUACUCUCAAACAACACCAGCGCAUUCACACAGGAGAGAAACCAUAUCAGUGCUCACAGUGUGGGAAGAGUUUUAACAGCAAAGGUCACUGCAAUUUACACCAGCGCAUUCACACCGGAGAGAAACCAUUCCAGUGCUCAGAGUGUGGGAAAACAUUCAGUGAAAGUGGUUCCCUUAAGCAACACCAGCUCAUUCACACAGGAGAGAAACCACACGAGUGCCCACAGUGUGGAAAAUGUUUCACUUACAAGAGUACUUUUAAACGGCACCAGCGCAUUCACACCGGAGAGAAGCCGUACCAGUGCUCACAGUGUGGAAGCAAAUUCACAGAGAAGAGUAGUCUUAAAAAACACCAGCACAUUCACACGGGAGAGAAACCAUUUCAGUGCUCUCAGUGUGAGAAGAGAUUUACACGACGGUCUCAUCUUGAAUUACACCAGCACAUUCACACUGGAGAGAAACCGUACCACUGCUCGCUGUGUCCGAAGAGUUUUUUUCACAUGAGUUCUCUGCAGUCCCACCAGCGCAUUCAUACGGGAGAGAAACCGUACCAGUGCGCACUGUGUGAUCUAAGGUUUGUUCAUUUAUCAACACUCAAGUCACACAUGCGCAAAAAGAAAUGUCAGUUUAUGGAAUAAUAAUUAAUGUUUUAUAACAAUUGUAAACAUGGCAACAGCUCCCACAGCUGGAUUGGGGAAUAAUUCUGCAAGAAAUAAUGCAAUAAAUGUUACAGAUUAAUCACAUGCUGUAGAAAAUACUGAAACACCUCCGAAGUAAAGCCAAACAUCCGGGCAUUAAAUAUAAAUGUUUAAUUGUUUACGUGUUUCUGAAAAUGUCUUUGUUAUACCGUCUCAUCAGCAUUUUUUUGUAUUUAAUAAAUAAAAUGCUUGUAGCUUUGUUUUUCAUGAUUUACUGCAGUAGCUGCAGUACUGUUUAUUCAUGGUGAUGUAACUGAAAGUCAUUUACUGUUUAAUAAAUAUCAGUUAUACCAUGUAGCUUUUUGUUUUUAAUAAGGUCUGUAUAAAGCCAGACUAUUUAAUCCAAAACUAUUAGCUCGACUAAUCAUCAUUUAAGAAUCAAAGUAUUAAUGUAUUCAUCUUACUGACUUUUUAUCUUUUUGUCAUUUUAAUGUGUAAAUAAAAUCACAAUUACAAGAGCUUGUGGGAUCAAUGCUUUGAUACCUGAUCAACAGGGACGUGUUAAACCUUGAGAUACGCUUACCAUUUUAGAUAAAGCCCUACAUACACGGGCUUGGACUGAUUUUCACCUUGUAUACAUUAGUGGAAAGUUUACCAUGCUAUGUUAACCACCUAAACCGGAGCUGGUUUGUCAGUUACAACAUUUGUAAUUCCCUAAAAAAUGUAAGUUACACUUAAAUCACCGUUUUUAUAAAGGACACUUAUACAUUCCUGUAACCGUGUGACCUGUCCAGCACCUAAUACGUUUAUGAGGUUGUUUUUUGGAGUUUAUUUUUGACAUGAAAUCGUUUUUUUGUCACAGUGACCAGUUCUUGUUAUUGUUUUUAUUUGGACUAUUUGUGUGUAGUGGUUGUACCACAUGCUUGUAUGAGCUUUGUAGCAAAUGCCAAAAGCAAGUUAAUAAAGUAUUGUUGUUAA
This is a messenger RNA of Trichomycterus rosablanca, 3083 nucleotides long. Its product is annotated as zinc finger protein 883-like. Gene Ontology annotation, molecular function: protein binding; RNA polymerase II cis-regulatory region sequence-specific DNA binding; DNA-binding transcription factor activity, RNA polymerase II-specific. Gene Ontology annotation, biological process: regulation of DNA-templated transcription. Bases 39 to 2105 code for a protein of 688 amino acids. NCBI's taxonomy places the organism in Eukaryota, Metazoa, Chordata, Actinopteri, Siluriformes, Trichomycteridae. The transcript is spliced from 7 exons. The record is from RefSeq and is a predicted model, not a curated record.